ACGGAAGUGGACAGUGUCAAACAUGGCGCUGUCCUGUUCGAGCCUGUGCAAGCAUUUGUCUUUGAUCCGUCUGUGUGGUCUCCGGACAAACAGCAUAACAAAUGUCCUUUAUUCCCCCCGUGUGUCCUAUCAGUCCAGGUUGCCCCUGUGUAGAUACUACUCCUCGUCCAAAGUUAGACGAGGUAUCGGUCGAUAUGUCUCCUCCAGGCUCCAGAGGGCAAAUAGCAAAUAUGAAGGUUUCCUCAAAAGGCGAUUUCCCAGAUUUUUCCAGCUCUACCACACUUUUGUGGAAGGAUUCAAGCUGCUGUUCCAAGAUGCCAGAGAUGUGAAGAGGAUAAAAAUGAAGAUGGUCUCUGAAAGACUACAGUUCCAGGAUUUGCCCUACAGAGAGAUGGAGAAACUCAGACAGUUUCGCAGAAACGUGGUCAAGGCAUUUCCACUGGUGGUGAUAUCCAUCCCUCCUUUUGCCAACUACCUGGUUUUUGUCCUCAUGUACUUUUUCCCCCGCCAGCUCCUGAUUCCUCAUUUCUGGACUCCCAGGCAGCAGGUGGAGUUUCAGGCACUGUACCACUCUCUUAGGGCCCAGCACCACUGGCCAGUUCUCAAAGGGCUCGAGAAUACGAGCCGCCAGGUCAAAGACGGUCAGCUGCAGCACCGCCUUACGGAGCUGUGCGCUAAAGUGCAAAAUGGAGAAAAACCUCCAAAGUGGGUCUGAAAUCCUUUGCCGUUCGGGCCUUGUUCUCUG
This is a messenger RNA of Morone saxatilis (striped sea-bass), 745 nucleotides long. RefSeq names its product LETM1 domain containing 1 (gene letmd1). Gene Ontology annotation, biological process: intracellular monoatomic cation homeostasis. Gene Ontology annotation, molecular function: ribosome binding. The transcript has 6 exons. Gene Ontology annotation, cellular component: mitochondrial inner membrane. NCBI's taxonomy places the organism in Eukaryota, Metazoa, Chordata, Actinopteri, Moronidae. The record is from RefSeq and is a predicted model, not a curated record. The coding region runs from base 23 to 715 and encodes 230 amino acids.